Hibiscus syriacus is the source of this 2955-nucleotide messenger RNA. RefSeq names its product importin subunit beta-1-like. The record is from RefSeq and is a predicted model, not a curated record. Gene Ontology annotation, cellular component: nucleus; cytoplasm. Gene Ontology annotation, molecular function: nuclear import signal receptor activity; small GTPase binding. NCBI's taxonomy places the organism in Eukaryota, Viridiplantae, Streptophyta, Magnoliopsida, Malvales, Malvaceae. Gene Ontology annotation, biological process: protein import into nucleus. Bases 102 to 2720 code for a protein of 872 amino acids. The transcript has 3 exons.
UAUUUCUUAGCCGAUAAGAAUCCUCAAUUCUCUCUGCCACUCCAGUGUGCUUAUCUCGAAAUCCCUCUUGUUCAUUGCAGAUUUAUUCGAGUGUAGUUAAAAUGGCCAUGGAGAUCACUCAAUUUCUGUUGGCUGCCCAAUCGGCAGAUGCAAAAAUUCGGACAGAUGCAGAGGCUAGUUUGAGGCAGUUUCAAGAACAGAACAUACCUGUUUUCCUUCUUUCAUUGUCAGUUGAGCUUUCAAAUGACGAAAAACCUGUUGAGUCCCGUAGAUUGGCUGGUAUUGUGUUUAAGAAUUCAUUAGAUGCCAAAGAUGCUAUUAGGAAGGAACAACUUGUUCAACAAUGGAUGGCAAUUCAUGUUUCUAUUAAGUCUCAAAUCAAAGACUUUCUCUUGAAAACUCUUGCCUCAUCUGUUCCUGAGGCCAGGCACACUUCUUCUCAAGUUAUUGCAAAAAUUGCUUCAAUUGAGGUUCCUCGAAAGCAGUGGCCUGAACUGAUUGGGUCAUUGCUUAACAAUAUGACCCAGCAAGACAAGCCUGCUUCCCUGAAACAAGCUACCUUGGAAACACUGGGAUAUGUUUGUGAAGAGAUAUCUCAUCAGGACCUUGUUCAAGAUGAAGUCAAUGCUGUUCUCACUGCUGUUGUCCAAGGGAUGAACCUAGCUGACCAUGGGCCUGAGGUUCGGCUUGCAGCAACCAGGGCUUUGUAUAAUGCUUUAGAGUUUGCACAGACCAACUUUGAGAACGAGAUGGAGCGGAAUUACAUUAUGAAGGUUGUUUGUGACACUGCCAUGUCCAAAGAGGUGGAAAUCAGGCAGGCUGCUUUUGAGUGCCUUGUUGCAAUAGCAUCAGCAUACUAUGAGGUGCUUGAGCCUUACAUGCAAACCCUAUUUCAGCUGACGUCAAAUGCUGUAAAAGGCGAUGAAGAGACUGUUGCUCUCCAUGCAAUUGAGUUCUGGAGCUCUAUCUGUGAUGAAGAGAUUGAACUUCAGGAGUUUGAGAAUCCUGAAAGUGGUGACUCUGGACCUCCCCAUUCUAGUUUCAUAGAGAAGGCUUUGUUGUCUCUUGUUCCUCUGUUGUUGGAAACUUUGCUGAAGCAGGAAGAGGAUCAAGACCAGGAUGAUACAGUAUGGAACAUAUCAAUGGCAGGUGGGACUUGUCUGGGUCUUGUUGCUAGAACGGUUGGGGAUGUGAUAGUGCCUCUUGUGAUGCCAUUUGUGGAAUCUAACAUUGUGAAGCCAGAUUGGCGUAGUAGAGAGGCUGCCACUUAUGCAUUUGGGUCUAUUCUUGAAGGUCCAACUGUUGAUAAGCUCUUCCCUUUGGUACAGUUGGGUCUGGAGUUUUUGCUUAAUGCCAUGGAGGAUGGGAACAACCAUGUGAAGGACUCCACUGCUUGGACUCUUAGUCGCAUUUUUGAGUUCCUUCACAGUCCAGCUAACGGUUGUUCCAUCAUUUCUCCUGAGGAUCUCAAACGAGUUCUUGGUGUGUUGUUGGAGAGCAUUAAGGAUGCUCCCAAUGUAGCUGAGAAAGUUUGUGGGGCAAUCUAUUACCUUGUCCAAGGCUAUGAGGAUGCAGGACCAAGCUCCUCUCUUCUUUCACCAUAUCUCACUGACAUAAUUAGUUGUCUAAUUGCAACUGCUGAUCGGACAGAUGGUAGUGACUCCAAGCUCAGGUCUUCUGCUUGUGAAACCUUGAACGAAGUUGUGAGAUGUUCCAACAUUGUGGAAACAUCUUCCAUCAUAGCACAUCUAUUACCGGUCAUUACGAAUAAGUUGGGCCAGACCAUGGGAAUUCAGAUUGUCUCAUCAGAUGAUAGAGAAAAGCAAGGGGAUUUGCAAGCCCGUCUUUGUGGUGUUUUGCAGGUCAUCAUCCAGAAACUUAGCAGCACAGAUGAAACCAAACCCAUAAUACAUCAGGCUGCUGAUCAGAUCAUGCUUCUGUUCCUCAAAGUAUUUGGUUGCCAUAGAUCCACUGUUCACGAGGAAGCAAUGCUUGCAAUAGGUUCUCUUGCUUAUGCGACUGGUUCUCAGUUUGAGAAGUAUAUGCCCGAGUUCUAUAAGUAUCUUGAGAUGGGAUUGCAGAAUUUUGAGGAAUACCAGGUUUGUGGAAUCACAGUUGGGGUUGUUGGUGAUAUCUGCCGUGCCUUGGAUGACAAGAUCUUACCUUAUUGUGAUGGGAUCAUGGGUCUUCUUCUGAAGGAUCUCGGUAGUUCAGAACUUCAUAGGUCUGUAAAGCCUCCCAUAUUCUCUUGUUUCGGGGACAUCGCUCUCGCUAUUGGGGAGCACUUUGAGAAGUAUGUCCCCUAUGCCUUACCGAUGAUGCAGGGAGCAGCCGAAAUCUGUGCUAAGAUGGAGACUGCCGAUGAGGAGAUGAUGGAUUACGGCAACCAGCUCAGACGUAGUGUUUUUGAAGCUUAUUCCGGUAUCCUUCAAGGUUUUAAGAGUGUGAAACCUGAUGUGAUGGUGCCCUAUGCUCAGCAUCUUUUGAAGUUCAUAGAAGUGGUUUUUAGAGACAGCCAAAGGGAUGAAAGUGUGACGAAAGCUGCGGUUGCUGUUAUGGGCGAUCUGGCAGACGCUCUUGGUUCCAACAUUAAACAUAUGUUUCAAGACUGCUUAUUUUAUAAUGAAUUUAUCUGCGAAUGCCUCCGAUCCGACGAUGAACAGCUCAAUGAGACGGCAGAUUGGACGCAGUGUAUGAUUCAACGUGUGAUGGAGUUAUGAGCUGAAUUUAUGGUCGUUAUAUCGGCCCGUCUUUUUUGUUUGCUAUAAAGCUUCUUUCGUUCGAGUUCUGGUAAAGUUUUAUUUUUGAAAGGCAGGGAGCCGAAAGGGUAGCUGUCCAUUAUUAUUACGAAUUUGUCGAGGGUUUUCUUAAUCCUCAUGUGAUCUGGCAUUUAUGGUGAAGGUGGUCAAACAGUUUAUGUAAUGCAUCCCCUAAAUCGGUCAUUUGUUGAGAUAA